CGUCAUCUAAUCUUUCCAAUUCCUUACUGAUACUCUCUUCACUCCUUCUCUCCCUUAAUCUCCACAACGCUUCUCUACCCUCGUGCUGGGCUCUUUUCUCUCUCUUUUCUUCACGACCUCCCCACUCUACUUUUAUCCUCAACAACGUUGCCUAUCUUGACUUAUUUAAAAAUAAUCACUCACUCUUUGUGAACUACCACUUCAACCACUCCCCUAAAAUCAAAACAUCCAUAUUAAAAAAAAAAUGGCAUCCAAUCGUGCCGUUACCUCUGCCAAGGAGCAGACGGAGGGCCAGAAUACCCCCUCUGGCACCAAGGCUUCUUCUGUCACCAUCGAUGUCAACGUCGCCACGAUCGACGUCGAGGACUUGUACAACAAGGAGAAGUUUGACAUGUCAACUAUGGAGACAGAUAACAUCUUCCAAUUGCUCAAGACCAGCGAAAUUGGUUUGACUUCUGCAGAAGCAGAUACUCGUCUCAAAAAGUUCGGUCACAAUCGCCUCGAGCAAAAGGAGGUCAAUCCUAUUAUGCAAUUCUUAUCCUUCAUGUGGAACCCACUCUCUUGGGUCAUGGAAGCUGCUGCCCUUGUCGCCAUUGUACUUUCCAACGGUGGUGGUGAGCCCCCAGACUGGCAAGACUUUGUCGGUAUUGUUCUGUUGUUGAUUGCCAACGCCACUAUUGGUUAUAUUGAGGAACGUCAAGCUGGAAACGCCGUUAAGGCCUUGAUGGCUUCCUUGGCCCCUCAGGCCAAGGUCAAGCGUGAUGGUCAGUGGGCUACAUUGGAGGCUGCCAACUUGGUUCCUGGUGAUGUGAUCUCAAUUAAGCUUGGUGAUAUCGUUCCUGCGGAUGCUCGCCUUAUCGAGGCUGUCAACGUCUCUAUCGAUCAGGCCGCCUUGACUGGUGAAUCUUUGCCCGCCAACAAGAAGAACGGCGAUGAGAUCUUUUCUGGUUCUACUGUUAAGCAAGGUGAAGGUGAGGCCGUCGUCAUCGGUACUGGUUCCAACACCUUCUUCGGUCGUGCUGCCAAGCUUGUUCAGAUGGCUGGUGAUGAUGUUGGACACUUGCAGAUCGUUCUUGGUCGCAUCGGUCGUUUCUGUAUUGUGUCAAUUGCUAUUUUCUUGGUCAUCGAGGUCAUUGUCAUGUAUGCUGCCUUCAAAUACGAUUAUCGUCGUGGUAUCAACAACGUUCUUGUCUUGCUCAUUGGUGGUAUUCCCAUUGCCAUGCCCACUGUUCUGUCCGUCACCCUUGCUAUCGGUGCUCGUCAGCUUGCCGAACACAAAGCCAUUGUCACCCGCAUGUCCGCUAUUGAGGAAUUGGCUGGUGUCACCAUCCUCUGCUCUGACAAGACCGGUACAUUGACCUUGAACGAGCUUACCAUCGAUAUGGCCAACGUCAAGACCUAUUCCAAUGUCUCUGUGGAGGAUAUCAUUCUCUACUCUGCCUAUGCCUCUCGUGUUGAAAAUCAGGACGCUAUCGAUACCUGCGUUGUCAAGUCUCUGCCCGAUCCUACGCUCGCCCGUGCUGGAAUUGAGCAGUUAGACUUUAUUCCCUUCAACCCUACUGACAAGCGUACUGAGAUCACCUAUCGCCGUCUCUCUGAUAAUACUGUUCAUCGUGUCUCUAAGGGUAUGUCUUCCAUCAUUCUCGACCUCUGCACUCGCGACAAGACUGAGGCGUUAGUUGCUCAGAUGCAUGCUGAUGUCGAUGAGUUUGCUCGCCGUGGUCUUCGUGCUCUUGCUGUCGCUAUGGAGAGUGUCCCCGGAGGUACUAAGGAUGCUCCUGGUACUGGUUUCACUCUCAUUGGUCUCUUGCCCAUCUACGAUCCUCCUCGUCACGACACCAAGGAAACCAUUGAUCGCGCCCAGGCCUUAGGUGUCCAAGUCAAGAUGAUUACUGGUGACCAGCUCGCUAUUGCCAAGGAGACUGGUCGUCGUCUUAACUUGGGUGACCAUAUGUUCAACGCCUCGGUUCUUCGUGAUGGUCCUCCAGCUGAUGAUAACGUCAAGUCGAACACUGUUGAUGAGCUUGUUCUUGAGGCUGAUGGUUUUGCUGGAGUCUAUCCCGAGCACAAGUAUGAUAUCGUGGCUCGUCUUCAGAACUUGGGUCACUUCACUGCCAUGACUGGUGAUGGUGUCAACGACGCUCCUGCUCUUGCCAAGGCCAACGUCGGUAUUGCUGUCGCUGAUGCCUCUGAUGCUGCUCGCUCUGCUGCCGAUAUCGUCUUGACUGAGCCUGGUCUCUCAGUUAUUAUUGAUGCCAUCUUGGGAUCCCGUCAAAUUUUCCAGCGCAUGCGCAACUAUUCUGCCUACACUUGUUCGAUCACCAUUCGUGUUGUCCUUACCUUCUCUAUCAUGUGCUUCGCCUGGAAAUUCGAUUUCCCUCCUUUCAUGAUCCUGAUCUUGGCCAUCUUGAACGACGGAACCAUCUUGACCAUCUCUAAGGAUCGUGUCAUGCCUUCGCAGUACCCCAACCACUGGGACCUCAAGGAGAUUUUCACUUCUGCCAUUGUCUAUGGUAUUUACCUCACUGCUUCGACCUUGGCCUUCUUCGCUGUUGCCUACCACACUAGCUUCUUUUCGAACAUGGGUCUCGAUUCCUUUGACAACUCAAACCAAUGGAAGCUGCACUCUAUCAUCUACCUGCAGGUUUCGAUUCUUUCUCAAGCCUUGAUUUUUGUCACUCGUUCUCAAGGCGUCUCUUUCAUCGAGCGUCCCUCAGCGAUCUUACUGCUUGCUUUCAUCUUUGCCCAAAUCAUUGCUACUUUGAUCGCUGUCUAUGCUAACUGGGGUUUCACCCAAAUCCAGGGAUGUGGUUGGGGUUGGGCUGCUGCUGUCUGGGUCUGGAACAUUGUCUGGUACUUCCCCUUGGACUUGAUCAAGUUUGGUCUUCAGCGCCUCUUCAAGCCUACUCUCAAGUCCGUACAGGAGAACCAGCAGGAACUCCAGUUGGCCCGUACACGCUCGACUCGCUCCUUCUACUCCUCUCACUUCGACCGCUACACCAACCAGCCUCGCAACUUCUCACGCAAGAACUCGGUUGGUGGUCCUCUUACGGCCGAUGGCAAGUCCUUGGGCAUUUCUACACACGAGAUGCGUCGCUUCAGCACCAUCCAGGCUGCUCAAGUCUCGAAUGCUUUAGGUGCCGGUGGUGCUGCAGGUCCAUCACAUUAAGCUCCCCUCCUACUCUUUCUUUUUUUUUCUUCAUCCUUUAAUCCACCCAUCCUCAUUUUAGAACCAUAAUUUAGUAUCUUUUUAUUUUCAUUUUCAUAAUCAUUCUUUCUGCGAGCAAAAAACAGUGCUUUAUUCUUCUAAACAGUGUAUAAUAUAAAACGAAUAAAAACAGGUACACAAAAGUUACAG
Messenger RNA from Lobosporangium transversale, 3358 nucleotides. RefSeq lists its product as hypothetical. NCBI's taxonomy places the organism in Eukaryota, Fungi, Mortierellomycota, Mortierellomycetes, Mortierellales, Mortierellaceae. The transcript is spliced from 3 exons. The record is from RefSeq and is a predicted model, not a curated record. Gene Ontology annotation, cellular component: plasma membrane. Gene Ontology annotation, molecular function: ATP binding; P-type proton-exporting transporter activity; ATP hydrolysis activity. Gene Ontology annotation, biological process: regulation of intracellular pH; proton export across plasma membrane. The coding region runs from base 245 to 3169 and encodes 974 amino acids.